UGCAAACAUGUAUUCUAUAUGAGAAAUCAAUCUUUUACAAAAGAAGGGUAUCAAUAAAAGUACUACCUACAAGUUGCAUCUUCUCAUUUGUUUUUUUUAUUUCCAUGCUUGAGGGGAAAUAAAAAUGCUGUCGAAAAGGAUAAAGUUCAGAGUUGUGAUUGUGUUUGGGAUUAUAUAUUUCGUAAGUUUUUGGCUAUUAACAAUUGGAUAUUUCACCCCCUAUUGGGUACUUAUACAUCUUGUAGACGGCAAAUACGACAAUGAAUGGUCUCGUACCAAUUACCCAUUUAAUGUUGCGCCUUGGAACAGCUACCUUAACGAAAAAUGCUAUAGUAUUGGAGUAGUGACACGAAGCUGUGAUAGUAAAACCUUUGACUGGUUCAAGGAAAAUAAUAUUGACUACACAUCCACAGUAUUGGGAAACUCCUUUAAACUGAUGACAGCCGCAAUUGUUGUGGUGUAUACCAAUGCCAGUUUACUCGUUACAGCAGUUGUAUUUGACUUGUUCCAAAAUUCAUUAUACAUGUCUUUCUUGUCCAUCUCAUUUGGGAUAUUCUAUCCCACUGCAGCUAUACUUAUUCUAGUAGCAACUAUCUAUGUUGAAAAUGCAUACAGACAGGAUACAGGAUAUUCUGCAAUGUUGUGUACGAUAGCCGGAUGUCUUAUGCUGAUAUUCUAUGCAGCAAUAAUUACGUAUGAUAUACACUACAUUAAAAGAAGUUAUACCAAAUCUUCUAAGAUCCAGAAUCCAAAACAAGCGCUAGAAUCAAAUGAAUUCAGAAGGCAUCAUGCAUCGCAACAUGACCAAUCUCUUCAGGAAACAAAAUUGAAGAAUAUUGAAGUGAAUCCUGUACGCGAAUGGGGCCUGCGCAGAGUAUAAAUACUAUAAUCAUUAUUAUAGAAAUUAUCUAAUUUAAGAUGAUGUCUGUGAACUGUUUGUGUAGCGAUAUCUUUUCUUGAUGUUAGUUCUAAAAAUAAUGUUUUGUGUUAAUAAGGCAAGUUUUGGUGUGAUAUCCCUAAAAGACACGGAAUACGUUGAUAAGUGAUACAUUAUUUGAUGUAUUAUCUUCCGUGAGACAUCGUUUAACAAAAUAAUGUAUUUUUGUGCGUGAAAGGUUAAGUAACAUUAUUCUAGCUUUAUAUUCACAUUCGUCACAUAUAGUUUCAUCACAUAAAAUGAUAUUAAACGAGUUUACAAAAUUGUUAUAUAAUGUAAUUGAUAUUGUAUUUUUAUUGGAUAAGUUCACAUCAAAUAAAUCGUAAUGACAUCUUUAUUUAAAUGUAGACGUUUCGUUGCGUCUAAUUGCGUCAAAAAUGUUUUGUUUGAAUGGGUUAUAUGUCACACCGGCACAUU
Molecule: messenger RNA, 1354 nt
Organism: Ruditapes philippinarum (Manila clam)
Lineage: Eukaryota; Metazoa; Mollusca; Bivalvia; Venerida; Veneridae
Exons: 4
Coding region: 125-880 (251 amino acids)
Source: RefSeq, a predicted model, not a curated record